Owenia fusiformis is the source of this 3234-nucleotide messenger RNA. NCBI's taxonomy places the organism in Eukaryota, Metazoa, Annelida, Polychaeta, Sabellida, Oweniidae. The record is from the annotation of a GenBank genome assembly.
CAUCUGUGUGUUAUUUUAAGUCGUGUUGUAAACUGUAAUAUAUGGAUUUAUCAUAUGCUUACCAACGCUUGAGACAAUAAUUUAGAAGAGAAUGGACUCUCAUAAUAUUACCUGAUAAGGCACUCGAGGCCAAGAAAGCUGAGAAUGCGGAGCUACCAUUCAUUGACAUGACGCAAUAAGUGAUAAAUUCCAUUGAGGAUGUUUGGGCGAAUAGAGUGGAUAGUCUAUAUUUGCAGGAAAUUCAAUAUCUUUAACAAAAUCAUUGUCCUUCUGGUAUAACCAAUAGUUCUUCAAGUCGCAUAGACGCCAAGCGGAUCGGUCUGUUAAAAUACAUUCAACAUGUUGGAGUCUAAUAUUGAUCUAACCAACAAAAAGCAUGUUAAGAUUUCCUGAGAGUACACAGAUUUUGUUUAAAUAUCAACUAAGUACAAUGAAUUGAAGUAACCUUAUUGAAAUCGCACAAUGUAUUUUCUUGAAGACAACUUGAAUUGGUACUCAGUAUUGGACUCAAAUCAAAACACAUUAGGGCUCUAUCUAAAUAUGUUUGCAAGAAUCGAUGUUGAUAUUUUAACUUAUAUUUUCAGAGAGUGUUGACUAUAAACGGAUGAACUAGGCAACUAUGGCAACGGUGACAACGGUGAAAUAACACAACAAUGCAUAAUUCUGAUGCCGAAGACACCAAUGGCGUGAAUGCAUUAUGUCAAACCGUCCGUGAAGCAGUUAUAGUACAUAUCUAGAGGGAUACGAGACUCAGCAACUUACACUAGGAUGGUCACUAGGCCCAUUAGGUUAUAUGUUUAAGACGGAUAUAACAAUAAGAAAAGUGAAGCGAACACUGAUAUCUUAUAUCAUUUAACAUUACUACUAGUAUCGAUAAAAACAUUACGUAAGAUCAUAACAGGAAAAAUGUUCUAAUGGAUUAUGUGACUCCAAAUGAUUGACCCAAUCUUCUAGCAUUCCAAGGAAUAAGUAAAAUAUUAUCAAAUCAAAUCAUCAAAGACUCGAUAAAUUUGAUCAUAACAUGCCCGAAAUGCACAGGACCUCUAUAAGUUGUUACGCAGCACAGUAAUCGUAAACAAAAACAAACCAAAAUCUCAGUUCGGAUUUGAAUGAACUAUUACUACGACAGAUUACACAUUUAUAUAUUUUAAGUAAGUAUCUAAAGUAUUUGAGUGGGCAUUGUUAGAAACUCUAAGAUUGAACUUGAAGACUUGCCACUCUAAGGAUUAUGUAAAGGUCUAUGAAUGUUAACCUCAAUGGGCAAGAUGAAUGUAAUGACCCUGAAAUAGAUGCGGUCAUAUGAAAACUUUAACCUGAAUCAGAAGAAUGUUAAAACUCUACACACCAACCCUUAACUAAAAGAUUAUGUGCGUGAAUAAGACAAAUUAAUAAUACUACAGAAAUGGAAGAAGACGUAGACAAAGAUAAUGCUACGAAUAAACUUCUUCCGCAGAAGGAACACAUUGAGGGCGACGACCGUCAAAACCCAGUAAAGUCCCUCGUGAAUAAACUAUCGCGGAAACCACUGAUGGACUACAAACUAGCGUCCAGGCCUCCAAUUUGGAAAUCAACCAGAACAUAUUCUCCAUUUCUGGGGAAGGUAAUUUCAGACAAAAGUCCAAAGAAGCCAGUUUUUAGCACAGCCUUAAAAAGCUACCCGAAACGUAGACCCUACCCGCAAAAAUUACUUUUUGAAAAAUAUAGCUAUUCAAAAACUUCUGGGAAACAAAAGUUGAACGAGGGAACUGAGGUACCAACGCCGAGUCCUGGGAGCCAUGAAUAUGCCCUCCCAUAUUUGGACAAUAAUUUAGAAGGUCAACGGAAUGUACAAGAUGUUGUGAAAUAUGAACCUCAUGAUAUCGAACUUGGAAGUGAAGCAUCGCUUUACAUUGAAAAGAGGGUAAAUAACCCUUAUUUGGGCAAUUUCAUACAUACGAUUCAUGGACUAUCAAAUAACAAGCGUACACAGGAUGUAACAAUUAACACCAAUAAUCUUAAAUCGGGUGGGACAAUGGAGGCCAUUGAAAAGGUAAACACAUUACUUGAUGAUCAAACAGAGGGUGUUCGAUCUGCCGAGACAUCUAAAGGUUCAAACAAUAGUAGUCAAGGGCACAAUUCAUUGCAUAAUAGUAUCAAGUCUUGUCCCCCUGAUGUAGAGAAUGCAACGAAUGCCAUAAAAUUUCCUACUGUCCCUUCUCGUUGUGUCCCAUCGGCAUCAUCUUCGCGGAGUCGAUCACACCGGAAACAUUCCAGACGAAGAGAAUGUGAACCACAUGUAGCACUAUUUUCAAGGAUGUCAUUGGAAGCCAAAUAUGCAAUAGCCACGGCAAAGAAAAAUCAAGAUAACUGUCGUAGAGACUUAAAUGAUCUGGACAGUGUUGGAAACACAGAAGGGCAACAAAUCGUAGAAAAUAAAGAUGAUACGGGUAAUAAUUUUGCUGACGACAAUCAUAGUACAAGUAAGCCAAUGAGCAUAAUUAUGCGUAGAAAUACCCCCGCUUCAACAUUAGAACUCAAAGACAAUGAACCUGUAAGAUCUCGUGCAAUAUCUCAGUCACGUGAUGUCCUCCGCGAGAGUUAUCCAUCGGCUCGGACUUGGACAAGAAAGACUCUCCUACCGAGUAUCGGAUCCGGGUCCCGCUACAAUUCAAUGGAGGAAUUAAGAGAUGUGGGCGGCAUGUCUCAGCGUAACAUUCCAGGAGUUGGACAGUUCAUGAUGGCUAUUGGUUCUCGCGAGAACAGCUUUCAAAUCACGCCUAUUGGGUAUGAUUCCCGCUAUGCAGAAACACAGUUACAAGAGUUGAAGCAGAGGGAGAACAGCGCUACUGAGUUCGAUGCAGGGAUGACUAAAAUUGCACAUAAAAAAUGCAAUGAGUGGUUGAAAAAGUAUCAUUAAAAAUAUAAUUUAACAUAAUUAAAUUUUCAAAUAAAUAAUCUAAAAUCUAACUUUGUGAGUUACUGAAUUCUACCAUCCCCUACUAAAGUAGCGGUCACACUAGCCGUGUAGGCUCACCGUUCGCCACCGUGUGGCUAAUUAUGGCCAGACGGCGGUGCACGGUAUGGCCACACGGUGGGUCGUUUCCCGCCCGUUGAGAAACGUUCAGGGAACGUUGCCGUCCAUCCACACCCGGCGAAUUUUUUGAGCAUGCUCAAAACUUUUCCCGUUUGAGUAACGUUCGGUUGCGAACGGUGAUAGCGGUACGGGAAUGGUAUAAGGACGGUGCGGCCGUUAAG